AUGUUCUUAACCCCCACCUUCACUGGUUACUCUAAAUUUAUUCAGCAGUCUUCACUUCAGUUGCGAGGACUAUUUACCGUAAUCUCAAGAAGUAUACACACUCCAGUCUCGUACAAUAUGUUGCCUCUUUCAAUUGAACAGAGAAGACCCACCUGCUCCCCCGAGUACGAUCAGUCUACCUUAUCAAACUACAAGUACUUCACAGUUCUCCACACAGAUUUGAACUUAUCCGUUUCCUUCGACAAAUCUGCUAUUUCAGGGAGUGUAACAUUCCAGUUGAAAAAACUGUACGAAGAUAAAAAGAAAACGGGAGAACUUCAUCUAGAUACAUCCUAUUUGAAUAUUUUGGAUGUCCAGAUUGACGGCUCGAAAACUGAUUUCGAAAUUGAGCAAAGAAAGGAACCAUUGGGCUCCAGACUGGUUAUCAAAAAUUCCUCCUGCAACGAUAAGUUCAACUUGAUUAUUCAAUUUUGUACAACUGAUAAGUGCACUGCUUUGCAAUGGUUGAACAGCAAGCAAACCAAGGGCGGUAAACCGUAUGUAUUUUCACAACUGGAAGCCAUUCAUGCAAGAUCGUUGUUUCCCUGUUUUGAUACUCCCUCUGUGAAAUCUACUUUCACUGCGUCCAUUGAAUCCCCACUACCUGUAGUCUUUUCAGGUAUCAGGACCAAAAGUUCAAACAAAAAUACUAGUAUUUACAACUUUGAACAAAAGGUUCCUAUUCCCGCUUACUUAAUUGGUAUUGCCUCUGGUGAUUUGACUAGUGCACCAAUCGGUCCUCGUUCUACCGUCUACGCAGAACCAUUUCGUCUGAAAGAUUGUCAAUGGGAAUUUGAAAAUGAUGUAGAGAAAUUUAUUCAAACUGCCGAGAAAAUCAUCUUUGAUUAUGAAUGGGGCACAUAUGAUAUCUUGAUCAACGUUGAUUCUUAUCCUUAUGGAGGUAUGGAAUCCCCAAAUAUGACAUUUGCUACGCCUACGUUGAUUGCCCAUGACAAAUCAAAUAUAGAUGUCAUUGCCCAUGAACUUGCUCACUCAUGGUCUGGUAAUCUUGUGACCAACUGUUCUUGGAAUCAUUUUUGGUUGAAUGAAGGUUGGACUGUUUACCUAGAAAGAAGAAUAAUAGGUGCUAUUCAUGGUGAGCCAACAAGACAUUUCAGUGCUCUGAUUGGUUGGAGUGAUUUACAGAAUUCCAUUGCUUCCAUGAAAGAUCCAGAAAGAUUUUCUACUUUGGUGCAAAACUUGAACGAUAAUACAGACCCUGACGAUGCUUUUUCCAGUGUUCCAUACGAGAAAGGGUUUAACCUACUUUUUCACCUAGAAACUGUCUUGGGCGGUAAGGCUGAAUUUGAUCCAUUUAUCAGAAGCUAUUUCAGGAAGUUUGCCAAGAAAUCUUUGGAUACUUUCCAGUUUUUGGACACUUUAUAUGAGUUCUACCCUGAAAAAAAGGAGAUAUUAGACUCCGUAGAUUGGGAAACUUGGUUGUACAAACCAGGUAUGCCACCAAGGCCUCAUUUCAUCACCGCUUUGGCAGAUAACGUUUAUCAAUUGGCUGACAAGUGGGUCGAAAUGGCACAGAAUUUGAACACUACAGAAGAGUUCCGCUCUGAAUUCAACUCUGUCGAUGUUAAAGAUUUCAACUCGAACCAAUUAGUUUUGUUUUUGGAGACUUUAACUCAAAAUGGUCAUUCUAGCAAAAAACCAAGAAGUUUUGAUUGGGCGGAGUUCCCUGUAGCAUCCAAGGCGCUGUUAGACAUCUAUCAAGAUAAGAUUGUUGAGUCACAAAACGCUGAAGUCGUUUUCAAGAUGUUCAAAUUCCUCAUCUUUGCUAAGCUUCAAGAAACUUAUAAGCACUUAGCUGAUUGGUUGGGGACUGUAGGUAGAAUGAAGUUUGUCCGUCCUGGUUAUAGACUAUUAAACUCUGUGGACCGUCAACUGGCUGUGGCCACUUUUGAAAAAUAUAAGGACGCGUACCACCCAAUUUGUAAAGCUCUUGUGAAGCAAGAUUUAGGACUUUGA
Molecule: messenger RNA, 2016 nt
Organism: Saccharomyces mikatae IFO 1815
Lineage: Eukaryota; Fungi; Ascomycota; Saccharomycetes; Saccharomycetales; Saccharomycetaceae
Gene: LAP2
Product: bifunctional aminopeptidase/epoxide hydrolase
Exons: 1
Coding region: 1-2016 (671 amino acids)
Biological process (GO): proteolysis
Cellular component (GO): cytosol
Molecular function (GO): zinc ion binding; epoxide hydrolase activity; aminopeptidase activity
Source: RefSeq, a predicted model, not a curated record